AUACCGAGCGGCCCACGCGCAUACAUUUUCCUUCCCAUUUAUUUACUUUUUUUUCUAAUUUACACAAAUUUCACCGAAAAAUUAUUUCCGAAACGUAGUGUAGGAAUUAGAGUGCAAGUUAGUGUUAUACUAGGAGAGGAUGCCAAAUAGCAUGCGUGAUUUCCCAUUGAUCAUGUCAUCGACGUGAUAAAAUUUAGUCUUGUAAAAUCGAGCGAUUCUCCACCACUUAUCCGUGUAUCAUUUUGACGUAACUACGCAAUACAUAUCUCAGGGACGCUGAGUGAUCAAGUGAAUGCCAUUGAGUGAGAGAGCAAAAGAGAGAACAUAUUCAACUUGAGUGCCGCGGCAAGUGCAGUUAUAUUCGAUGCCCACUGAGUCUCGUGUUCGUGGUAACAAGUGGAAUGGAUCGGCGAUCAAUUUAUCAGGGAGGACGUGUAGUUUAAUAUCUUUAUUAUCGCUAAUGAGCGAUUGGUGUUGCAAAAAAUAGGAAACAUUUGACAUGCCCAUUUGACAAUAAUUUUAUCUCGCUUUAGUACUCUCGCAACCCUAUUUAUCAGUAUUUCCUAUUAAUAUUUUCUCGGCUGUUGGGUUGAGAAGGCUGCUAGAAAGGAAAAAAAAACAUGACUAAAUGAAUAGAGUUUCAUUACGACAAUCCAACAUAUACAAUGAGAAUCAUUUCGACUGUAUGCCACCGGCAGAUCACUCGCCAAAACGUGUCGCAAGUUAUUCGAUUCUUGAUCAUGAGCGUGAUUGUCAGUUUUAUUAUCAUCAUCAGUGCCAGACAACGACCUUGGUGUGAUACUAUAGCAAGGAAAGGAAUAAGGAUCCAUCAAUUUUUAUCGUUUGAGUGAAAAAAUUGUGUGACUUUGUGGUGAAAGGAAGUCGAGUGUUUGUGUCCGUCUCAGUUUUCAAGUAACCCUAUCUUAUGGAUAAUUUGAAGAAUGAUUUGAUUGUAAAAAUUUGUGGGUGAUGUUACAUGAUCGUUGAAUUACACACUGGGAGGAAGAGCAAAAUGCAGACAUUCAGCAAUCUUGCAUUUGGAAAUGUCUUCAAGAAAAAGAAUAACAAAGCCGCAGGCGGUUUACCGGGUGGCAGUACGCCUCCACCCCCAACUCUCAUCAAUAAGAUCAAAUAUCAACCUGGUGGACCUGUCAUUAAAAAGGACAAGCGUCAAAGCAGCUCAAGGUUCAAUAUAUCGAAGAAUCGUGAAUUACAGAAAUUGGCUCCUUUAGCUGAGGCUCAGCAGCCUAGCGAAAGGGAAGAACUCUUCAUACAAAAGCUCCGACAGUGUUGUAUACUGUUUGACUUUGAGUCUGAUCCACUGUCCGAUUUAAAAUGGAAGGAAGUCAAGCGUGGUGCUUUGUUGGAGAUGGUAGAGUACGUUACAAAGAACAAGGGUGUUAUCACCGAAUCUAUUUAUCCCGAAGCAGUGAAUAUGUUUGCUGUGAAUUUGUUUCGAACUCUACCACCAUCUUCAAAUCCAAACGGCGCAGAAUUCGAUCCCGAGGAGGAUGAGCCCACCCUGGAAGCAGCUUGGCCUCACCUGCAACUCGUUUACGAGUUCUUCCUGCGUUUACUGGAGUCCCAAGACUUUCAGUCAUCUAUUGCCAAACGUUUCAUCGAUCACAAAUUUGUUCUGCAAUUGUUAGAGCUCUUUGAUUCUGAGGAUCCGCGAGAGAGAGAUUUUUUGAAGACAACUUUACACAGAAUUUAUGGAAAAUUUUUAGGUCUCAGGGCGUACAUUAGAAAACAAAUAAAUAAUGUGUUCUAUCGAUUUAUUUAUGAAACUGAGCAUCAUAAUGGAAUUGCUGAACUCUUGGAGAUUCUCGGAAGUAUUAUCAAUGGAUUUGCCCUGCCUCUAAAAGAGGAGCAUAAAAUAUUUUUACUGAAAGUGCUAUUGCCGCUUCACAAAGCUAAAUCGCUGUCUGUAUAUCAUCCUCAACUUGCAUACUGCGUUGUUCAGUUUCUCGAAAAGGAUCCAAAUUUAACAGAACAAGUUAUCAAGAAUCUAUUGAAAUAUUGGCCAAAAACACAUUCACCAAAGGAGGUAAUGUUUCUUAAUGAACUCGAAGAGAUACUCGAUGUUAUCGAACCAGCGGAGUUUCAAAAAGUAAUGGAUCCACUCUUCAGGCAAUUGGCCAAAUGUGUUUCCUCUCCUCAUUUUCAGGUUGCCGAGAGAACACUCUAUUACUGGAACAAUGAGUACAUAAUGUCCCUGAUAUCGGACAAUUACUCCUUCAUCCUCCCAAUAAUGUAUCCUGCAUUAUACAAAAAUUCACGCAAUCAUUGGAACAAAACGAUUCAUGGAUUAAUAUAUAAUGCAUUGAAACGUCUUAUGGAGAUGAAUCAAAAAGUAUUCGAUGAGUGCACGCAACAGUACACUCAAGAUCAACAGAAAGAGAAACGAAUGAUGAAAAAUCGUGAUGAUGCAUGGAGCAGAGUUGAAUCGCUCGCAAUGAGACAUCCCAAUUAUAGUGCACUGAUCCAGGGCCCGCGGAACAUUGUUAAUCAUCAACUAGACAGUCCACCAUUGGAUGACGAUGCUGACAUUGAUGCCAUUCCAUUAACGUUGGAAAAAAUUGAAGCAAAAGCCAAUGAGGCCAAGAAGAUGACAAAUACAAAUAAAGUGAAGCCUCUGCUGCGAAGAAAGAGUGAAUUACCACAAGACUCCUACACAAUGCGUGCAUUAUCAGAUCAUAAGCGUGCAGAUGAAUUUCUCGUGACCCCACCAGAUCCGAACAACUGCUAGUCCCUGCCAAAUUCACACUUGAUCAAUCCCCUUUUUUGUAACGAAAAUCCCAGAUCUAAUCCUUGUAUUGGUUUUUUAUCGCAGACACAAUUGUUGAUACAAUCACCUUAAAAAAAUGUGAGAGAAAAACAAUAUCGUUGGUAGAGAUACAUCAAAAGACAACGUUCAAAUAAACACAUGCCCAAUUUGUCAAGUCUAAGGACAAGGCUAAGGCACUGCAAGAGGUUA
Molecule: messenger RNA, 2977 nt
Organism: Diachasmimorpha longicaudata
Lineage: Eukaryota; Metazoa; Arthropoda; Insecta; Hymenoptera; Braconidae
Product: serine/threonine-protein phosphatase 2A 56 kDa regulatory subunit gamma isoform-like
Exons: 8
Coding region: 977-2749 (590 amino acids)
Biological process (GO): signal transduction; protein dephosphorylation
Cellular component (GO): cytosol; protein phosphatase type 2A complex; nucleus
Molecular function (GO): protein phosphatase activator activity
Source: RefSeq, a predicted model, not a curated record